CUCGAAAGGAAGCUAACGCUGUUAGCUAGCAACAGAGUGCAUAGCCUCUGGCGGCUUGCUGUGAAUUGACUGAAGAGGUGACGCUGUGUUGUUAGCCUCGGGCGUGUAUGUCCAGUUGGACAGUUAUUUCUUUGGCAUUCCAUCAUAUAAUAAUCAUGCCAUUAAUCUUGUGGUUUAACCUCUAUGUGUGUCUUUAAAAGGUGUAAAUGCCAAUGGUUGUUUUGAACGUGAAACCACAUAUGACACGUUAGCCGCAAAUGCUAAAUAACAAUUAGCUGUGUUGAAAUCAUAUUGUUUGGUACAGACGUGCAUUAAUUUAAUAUUUGGUGAACAGUAAUGCUUUGAAUCGCAAAGAAGUUCGCCCAAGGUGCCCAAUAUGAGUGAAUUGAGCACCUUAAAUUUGUCUUAUUUAUUUGAUUUAGGGUAAGGGUUAUUUUAGUAAAAGGUUUAGGGUAACCCCUCACCAUUUACCACUAUUUUAAUUAUUUUUAUUUCAUUGUAAUUAUAAAUGUUUAUUUAAAUAUAUAUAUAAAUCAUAAAUUUGAAUUCAUAUAUUAUUUUUUUUAAUGUCACAAGCAAGACUGAGCCAGCUGUGAAUGCUUAUAAGUUGGGGGGGCCACAGAAGCACCCGCUGCUCAUUGAGAAGAGCGAUCCGUGCUUCCAUUUUAGUCUCCUAAAGUGUCCAAUAAGACCAGAAAAACAUGCCAGAUGUGUUGCUAGAAGAGCUAGGGGAGGUCUGAAUUACUCAGUUGGCAAGGCUGACCUCUCCUGCUGCGUCGUCUUAUUCUCUGGCAGACCAGGUGCGUGUGCGUGUGUUACGAAGCAGAGUUGUGGUGCCAUCUACUGUACGGAGUUGUAACAACAUGCUACAGUCGCAGACAGUCCCAUCAUAAUGGGUGUAUGAGCUAUGGUGAACAGGUGGCACCAAAUGUAUUUGUGGCAAGCCGUGUUUGAGGAAACACUGAUGAUGCCUUGGGGGCGAGGAAGGAAAUGAGCCAGCCGAGCGUCCGCCUUUGGACGCCCAAACACGUGGCCAAGUGGCUGAAGGAGGAGGGCUUCUGCGACUAUGUAGACCUACUGUGUUACAAGCACCGCCUGGAUGGCACCAGCCUGCUGGCCCUCAGCGAGUACGACCUCCGCUCCCCGCCUCUGGAGCUCAAGGUGCUGGGCGACAUCAAGCGCCUCAUGGUGUCCAUCCGCAAACUCCAGAAGGAGAACCUGGACGUGCUGCAGGAGCUGGGCCUCCCCUUCGACGGACACUCCCCGACGGGCGCAGGGGGCAACUCGGACUGGUUGUGCAACGGCGAGCCCAGGAGGGACUGCGACAGCACGGACACGGCGCCGGUAGGCGAGGAGUACCAGCAGUACACCAACGGGAAGUACAAGCAGCAAGCCAGGAGGCUGGAUCCUGAGUACUGGAAGACGGUGCUCAGCUCCGUCUAUGUGGUCUUUGUAUUUGGAUUCACCUCCUUCGUCAUGGUCAUCGUGCACGAGAGGGUCCCUGACAUGCGCACCUACCCGCCCUUACCGGAUAUCUUCCUGGACAGUGUGCCUAGAAUCCCGUGGGCCUUCGCCAUGGCAGAAGCAUGUGGUGUGAUCCUGUGCAACAUCUGGCUACUGGUUCUCCUCCUACACAAACAUAGGUCAAUUCUUCUACGCCGCAUGUGCAGCCUCAUGGGCACCGUGUUCAUGCUGCGCUGCGUCACCAUGUUUGUCACCUCCCUCUCUGUUCCAGGACAACACCUGCAGUGUUCCGGAAAGAUUUACGGGGACAUGUGGGCCAAGCUGCAGCGAGCUGUGGCCAUCUGGAGCGGCUUCGGGAUGACGCUGACGGGCGUUCACACGUGCGGCGACUACAUGUUCAGCGGACACACCGUCGUCCUCACCAUGCUCAACUUUUUUGUCACGGAGUACACGCCACGGAGCUGGAACUUCAUCCACACGCUGUCGUGGGUGCUCAACCUUUUCGGCAUUUUCUUCAUCCUGGCAGCGCACGAGCACUACUCCAUUGACGUCUUCAUCGCCUUCUACAUCACCACCAGACUAUUCCUGUACUACCACACGCUGGCCAACACGCGCGCCUACCAGCAGAGUCGACGUGCUCGCAUCUGGUUCCCAAUGUUCUCCUUCUUUGAGUGCAACGUCAACGGGCCCGUGCCCAACGAGUACUGCUGGCCCUUCUCCCGGCCUGCCGUCUUGAGGAUGCUGAUUGGGUAGCAAGUCACUGCAUCCUGUGAUCACUUUGAAGACUGACAUGAGCCUAUUAGCAGCAAGGCUUGAUGGCAAUCCUUCUCCCCAGUUGCUGUUUUUCAAAAAAAUGCAUAUUUUAAAGCGCCACAAUCGCCUUUUUCCUUGCCGGAUUUGUAGAGUACGAAAUCCACCAAAAAAAAAAAAGUUGUUCUCCCGUUGUCUUAAAUAUGAUUCCAUUUGCCAAUUACAUGUACAAAUGUCCCAUUCUUGCCACAUUUGAUGAUAAAAAUGACUUUUCUACCAACAUCAAUGAACUUUCCACAGCAUUAAUGACAGCACAUUAUUCUGUAUUAAGUUAUUUAAAAGUUUUUGUGUUUGUUGAUGUUAAUUUAUUUCAUACUUGUACGUUGAGGUAUUUUUGUACUUGAAGCAGCAACAUGCACACUAAAAUAUGUUUACAGUUGCUCAAAAGGACGCACUACGUGCUUUCAUUUUUAUUUUUUUAAGUGGAAUGAUUGAUUUGUUGGCCUCAGAGUGAAAGUUGCCUCCUACAGCCGUAGUUAAAAGUGUAACAAACAUAUACAACUAAAUGAAACCACUUUUCAUGCCUCAUUAAGCCAUUUCCAUCAUAAAA
Messenger RNA from Dunckerocampus dactyliophorus (ringed pipefish), 2824 nucleotides. Its product is annotated as sphingomyelin synthase-related protein 1-like. The record is from RefSeq and is a predicted model, not a curated record. Lineage: Eukaryota; Metazoa; Chordata; Actinopteri; Syngnathiformes; Syngnathidae. Gene Ontology annotation, biological process: ceramide biosynthetic process. The transcript has 6 exons. Gene Ontology annotation, cellular component: endoplasmic reticulum membrane; Golgi membrane. Gene Ontology annotation, molecular function: ceramide cholinephosphotransferase activity; sphingomyelin synthase activity; protein binding. Bases 991 to 2217 code for a protein of 408 amino acids.